AUGGCCAAAACAUCUAAAGCAUUCAAGAAGUUUGCUUCGUCAGGUAAACUGAAAGAUCAAAUUGCCAAUAGAAGAUCAAAACAACAAUCAAAGAGAAAAGCAGAUGAUAGAAAAUCACAAAGACAAAAACAACGUGGUAACGCAGAUGAAUCAGAUCAUGAGGGAAAUGGACAAGAUGACGAUGAUGAUGAGAGAGAAGCUAGAAAAGUUGGUUUACCAGGAUCAGGUGGUAAAGCUGGUGGAGUAGCUAAAACCGUUGAGGAACUGUUUGGUACAGGUGGCUUGGAUGUGGAUGCCGGUGAGGAAUCUGAACUCGAAGAACUUGAUUCACAAGAUGAAGAGGAUUCAGAUGAUUUAGAAGAUGAAGAGGGUCAGGAAGAAGAUGGAAUUCUGGAUGAACAAGCUAUGAAAAAAGCUAUGAAAGAAUUGGAAAAGAAGGAUCCUGAAUUUUUCAAGUAUCUCAAAGAGAACGAUGAAGAACUGUUGGAUUUCGGUAAAGGUAAAGGCACGUCGCAAGCAAAAGGAAAAGGGAAGAGUAAACAAGAUGAAGAUGAAGAAAUGGCAAGUGAUGAAGAUGAAGAGAUGGAAGAUGAUGACGACGAAGAAGAAGAAGAGGAAAGAAAGAAGAUCAGCGUUAACGGUAAAAUGUUGAGAGGAUGGCAAGAGGGUAUGCUCAAGCAACACUCUGUUCGAUCCUUGAGGAAGACAUUACUUGCCUUCCGUGCUGCAGCUCAUAUGAACGAAGAAGAUGGCGAUCAAGGUAGUGGAAUGGAUACCAAGUAUACUAUCGAUAGUGCUCAAGUCUUCAACAAGCUUGUCGUCACUGCUUUGAAAUAUACCCCUGUCGUAGUAGCUCACCACUUCCCAUAUAAGACAUUGGCAAACGGCAGAAUCAAACUUCAACCACCCAAGACACCUAAUCAAUCUCUCAAUCGAAUCAUCCUUUCUCACUUCUCUACCUUAUUGCACUUGAUUAAAUCACUUCCCUCUACUCCAUCAUCAUUGUCUUCCGGAUCAACAGACGAGGAUGCCGGCUCACUCUUACUUGUUGCCGUCAACGAGUCUACCAAAUUGCUGCCGUGGAUCAUGAGCGCGAGGAAGCAUCUCAGGGCCUAUUUGAAAGUCAUGCUGGAGAUUUGGGGUUCAGCAGGUGAUCAAGUUCGAAUUGCAUCUUUCUUAGCUGUCAGGAAAUUGUUCGUCAUGGGUGACGAUGCUGUCAAGGACUUGUGUUUGAGAAAUAUCUACCGAUCUCUUCUUCCGCCUUUAAGAAACACGACACCUCAUACAUUACCUUCUUUGAAUUUGAUGAAAAACACCGCAUCAGAGUUAUAUCAAUUAUCACCCCAACUAUCAUAUCAACAUGCUUUCGGUUUCAUUAGAAUGUUAGCUGUUCAUCUGCGAAACGUAGUUCGAUCCUCCACCUCCGGUAAAGCAGGUGACAAUCAACAAGCAUUCAAAGCUGUUUACAACUGGCAAUUCGUUCAUUGUAUAGAUUUCUGGAGCCAAGUCCUUGCUGGAUCAGCGAGCUUGGAGACUCAACGUGAAAAUGCAGGACUGGAAAGUCCAUUGAAACCGCUCAUUUUCCCUCUUGUACAGAUCUCUUUGGGUGUCGUAAGACUUCUCCCAUCUUCUCGAUAUUUCCCUUUACGAUUCCACAUCCUUCAUUCAUUACUCCGAAUAAUCCAUCGAACAGGUACAUAUAUACCAUUAGCACCAUUCUUAUUGGAGAUACUUGAUUCUACGGAAUUCAGAAGGUCGAAUCCUAAGAAAGCUACGUUGAAACCAUUAGAUUUCGAGUAUAUAAUCAGAGCUCCGGCUGCGUACCCCAAAACAAGAGUUUUCCAAGAGGGUUUAGGAGAAGAAAUCAUUUUCUUAUUAGGAGAAUACCAUUCUGCCUUAUCAACAAAUAUCGCAUUCCCAGAAUUGAUCUUACCUAUCAUUAUAACGAUUAAAAGACAUAUCAAGAAGGGUACUGCGGGAUCACCAAAAGUCGUUUCCUCAUUAAAAGUUCUUAUUGAUAAAUUAGAAUCAACAAAGACGUUUAUUGAACAAAAGAGACGAAACGUUUCUUUUGCUCCUAGAGAUAAAUCUGAAGUUGAUCAGUUCCUUCAAGGAGUAAAUGUCGAUACUACACCUAUAGGUAAUUGGAUGAGAUUACAAAGGAAAGUAAGAGAAAAGAGAAGAGAAGAGGUAGAGAGAUCUUAUAAGGAGAAAGCAGGUCAUGAUGACGAGGAUGAGAGUGGUUAG
Kwoniella shivajii is the source of this 2247-nucleotide messenger RNA. RefSeq lists its product as uncharacterized. Bases 1 to 2247 code for a protein of 748 amino acids. Lineage: Eukaryota; Fungi; Basidiomycota; Tremellomycetes; Tremellales; Cryptococcaceae. Gene Ontology annotation, biological process: ribosomal large subunit biogenesis. The record is from RefSeq and is a predicted model, not a curated record. Gene Ontology annotation, cellular component: nucleoplasm; Noc1p-Noc2p complex; Noc2p-Noc3p complex. The transcript has 6 exons.